Molecule: messenger RNA, 7796 nt
Organism: Paramuricea clavata
Lineage: Eukaryota; Metazoa; Cnidaria; Anthozoa; Malacalcyonacea; Plexauridae
Source: the annotation of a GenBank genome assembly
AUGGCGCAAAUAGAUCUAGAUUUGUCGCAUCCAAAAAACGCAAGGAAUGAACCCCACAUCAUUGCUUUGUUAAUGAAGCUUCAUUAUUUUGUUGAUGUAAGUGUCGGUAGCUCUUUUAGAAAUAGAGUUACAUUGAUUAGUGUUUCUUUCUGCCCUUUUUAGUGCAAAAGUGGAAAUGUAAAAAAUAUUUAUUUUGUCCAAAGAUUCUAUUUUAAUGAGACUCUGCAUUUUCCACUUUAUGGUCCUUACACUUGCAGUGUCUUUCUCAAUUUGAAACUUUGCACUAUAUAUCCUUGGAUCCCUACUUGUAUUUAGAGAUGACGGGAGCGGUGUUAGUCGUCACUUGUCAUCAAAGUAUGGCUGACUAUGGUGAUGUAAUUUAUUGCUUUAUAUACUUGUAGGACGUUAAAGGGCAAUAUAUUGAAUCUUGGACAGAGGAUAAGAACUGCCGAAAAGCCACACUUAGUAUUUGGGUACCAGAUGAUGUAAGAUAUUGAUGUAGAUAUAUUGUGGAUCAAGCUUUAUACUAGAUGUUGCAUGGUAUAUGUAACAUCUAAUAUUAUGGCGUCGCCAUAAUUAUGGCAACGCCAUGAGAAUAUGAAUCGUACACGACAAAUCGCAGCGUGUAAACGUAGCUUUAUCCUGCGUUUGUCUCAAAACUACAAGCAAGUGCUCUUCGCAGAAUUACUACGACAGAAGGUCAACGUUUGACACUUCAGACUGUGUAUACACCAUAUACAGUAAAAUAUUCCAUGAUCAAAUUGGCCUUAUGAGUCACAGUUACUGCUUCGUGAGUUUUAUCGUAUGUAGUAAAAUUUUAGUUCUGUUGUCAAUCUUUAGGCAUUCCUUGCUUUUGCUAUUAUUUGCGGUACGCUGGUUUUAACAGAACGCUAACAUGAUUAAUUUUUUUAUUCCCAUUUUUGUAUUGUUCAAACUGGCCUUAUGAAGGACAAGUUCCAAAGUUUAUAUAUAUAGCACUGUUAAAAUAAGAAAUUUUACAUAUAGUGAGCAUUAAUAAAACUUGGCAAUUUUUUAAGUUAAGUCCUUUGCAAAUUAUUAUGAAUGUUGACAGUCUCAUAUACUUUUUUCAGAAAUUCAUUGACACUGUAGACAACUACCUCGAUAGUGUCGAAGAAUUAUUGGAGGAAGACAAAAAACUGUAUGAUGCGAUAAAUGGAAAUACGGUAAGGUUAUUGUUAUUGAGAUGUCACUGGCCCAUACUACCAUUCUAGAUUCUCUUUUAAUAAAGUUAUUAUUGUAUAUAUGUACAGUACUGUAUCUACCUAAUGCUGAAAAUCUAAUAUAUUUCUUUGCGAAACUCAUUAAGAAUUUAUGAACAAAACACCAAAGAAAUCAUUUACGUGAAGGAGUUUGUAUAAUAUCAGAUACAGAAUCAUGCUGAUUUACAUAAGCUUUAGUUUAAUUUUCUCACCAAAUAUCCAUAAUUUAUUUUAAAUUGUUGAAGAAUACGAAUUUUGUCAUCAAUACGUUUCAUAUGCCAUUUUUACAACAUUUGCGUCUGUGUUGUAUCGGAUAUACAAACUCUUGCCUUCGGCUCAUAAGCCUUUUUGGCAAAACGGUGCAUUUCGGGUAAUCAUGCAGGGCAGAAUUGAAAAGAAAUACCGUGAAAUAUGCAUCUUUUGAAAUCCACUGCACAGGUCAAAUAUUUUUUUCAAUUUUGCCCUGAUUACCCGAGAUGCACCGUUUUGCCGAGGGCUUAUUCUAAAGGAAGAAUAGCAAAUACAAAUAGGGGAAUAGUGUAUGGUGUCACUAAGUAUAACAAAUUUAGAGAUGUAUUAAUACAAAUAAAUCCUGUGAAGUUGUCAUGCAAAAGAACAUAUUAUAGCCCGACAAAGACUGAAAUACAAAUACAGUGAGGCACAUGCAGGAACAAUUGUAUGAAAUAUAAACAUCUCAAAGCGAGGUAUUCUUAUUAAAGUGCCCCUGACACAAAAAAUGAUUUUCAGUCGAUUGAAAGUACUCAUUUAGUGUAGUGUUCUAGCGAAAGAAUUUUUCCAUUUCAUCUAAACGAAAAAUUUUAGAGCCGUUUGAACACGCAAAAUUUGGGCUUUUGGUAGGCAGCCGUCCGUGUCCAAAUAAACUGGAACGAGCGAUUUUUGUUACGUCACGCAAGUGAGUCGGCAUAUUCUGUUAUUCGCAUAUAUAUGUAAAUUUGUGAAUUGUGAUCGAAAAAUAUAUGCCUUUUUACGGUGUUACAGCUAACUGUACCAAUAAAGCAUGUUUAAAAGAUGGAAUAAGUCUACACAAUAUUCCAUAUAUACUUCAAUGACAAACGCACGGAAGCUAAAAGACGAAGAAAAGUAAGGGUUGAUUUUGUAUGCGCAAAACUUUUUUUGUGCCGUCAAAGACUCCGACUGCAGUAUAUGCUCGGAUCAUUGUAGAACAGCGGAUUACGAGAGCCAAUUUUUUCGUUACCGGGGCUCGGCAAGUCUAACUAUCCGAAGCUAUUAAAGACUAACGAUGAUUUGCUUUGUUUUGAUGAUUCAAUUUGUAUUUUCCCUUUUUACGGGCCCGCUAAAAAUAUAAAUAUUUUGUAAUACCGAAAUAAAAGUGCAAAUCUGAAGACACAAGCUUGAAAAUAACAUGCUCUAAAUCAGUAGUGUUUUCGAUUCCGGUUCGAAUAAGACUAUUACGAAAAAGAUAUAUCCAAAGGGGCCGAAGUUAUGUUCGGCUAAAGGUAUAGCUAGUUUACAUUGUUCAAGACUAAUGACUCAUAACACCGCUUGACCUCUCAAAGGUCAUAAAUAGCUAUUUGAUAAAACUAUAUUUGACUAAAUCACUAAAACUAUUGUUAGGAAUUAGGAGAUUUUAUUUCACUGAAUCGAAUGGUAGUAAUUUUAUUAGUAAUAGCAUGCACCGAACCGAAGAUAUGAAUCUUGCAAAGUCAUAGAACGUCCAUGUUCUACAUAUAUAGUAGGGAGCUUAAGAUGCGCCAAAUCUGAGACACGGACGGAACUAAAAAACAGUCGCUAAUAUAAAUGGAGAUUAGUUUUACUUUGUUUUUCUCGUGUCCCUUAUCGUGUUUUUCUUGUGACGUAACAUGCAUAUCUACAAAAAUCCAAGAUGGUGGACAUUUCAUUUCUUUCGAUUAAAAUAUUCGUAGAAGUAAGCAAGAUAUCAAAAAACGGUAUAUGGUUUUAAAUGUUCUUUCAAACGAGAAAAUAAAAAAAUAUAUUGGCAUUUCCCUUUAAUACUACGGACCUGAUGAGAUGCUACAGAUAAUCAGCUCUUCCAACACAACAUAUUAACCAGGUAUAAAAUUCUCACCGGAAUCAUCGGACUGAUAGCUACUGUCGGAUUCUGUUGUCGACAUGAUACUUUAUAGAACUCAGAAUAUAAAAAGGUUAAGCACUUCAGAGCUGAUUAAAACAGAUAACAGACUGUAAUGAUUAUGUUAAUUUAUUUAUAUUAUUGCCUGCAUGCCUGGCAAUACGCCUGGAAGCCUGAGACUAUAAAUAAGCAUGUUGUUUUGUUUAACGAUGACACAAUUUAGUAUUGCUGUAUUAGGCCUGUUUAUUUUACUUUAUAAAAUAUAUGUUACUUUUCUUGGUCAUGUCUCUUGAUCACAACAUGGUGUCAGGUGUAAUUUAAACAAUAAAGUUGCCAUUAAGUUCCGCAUUUGGUUAUCUAUAUGUAAAUGACUUGAGCGAUGGUCUAACUGAAGUAACAUCCUAUCAAUAUGCAGACGACACGUCAUUAUACACACAGGGAAAGCUUACCGAAAUAGAACGGUUGCGAAAAUCAACUGCAAACAGCCAUGGAUUAUUUGUCAUCCUGGUCAAAUGGUUGUAAUCUCGCCUUGAAUCCAAAAAAGACCAAAGCCAUGUUAUUUUCAACACCACAACUUGCUAGACUCACAAUUUAGCUGGACAGUCAGUCAAUUUAACGGUGAAUAGCCAGUCAGUGGAAAGAAUUGCAAGCACUCGUCUACUUGGUACUGAAUUUCAGGAGAACUUGAAAUGGAAUAACGAAAUUAAUUCUAAAAUCUCUAGUUGCUAUGGAAACUUGUCCGUUUUAAGGAAACUUAAAAACUUAGCAUCUUUUAAAGUGAGAAAGCAACUUGCCGAAACACUCAUUCUGUCGAAGGUCGAUUACAACGAUGCUGUAUCAAAUCCAAUCCCAGAUUAUUUGAUGAAAUGUCUGCAGCGCGUCCAACUGGCAGCAGCGGGAUUUGUUUUGGGACGGUUUGCUACCAUGCCGGAAAUCUUAUCCUUAGGCUGGCUUCCGGUUGUCGAACGCAGGGAGUUUAAUUUAUCAAAAGCUUUGUAUGAACAGCAAUGGCCUUCCUAUUUAAAACUUGAGAAAAAUACACCUAAUAGGACACUUCGUUCAUCAACAGAACAUAAAUUAAAGGUUCCCUUGGAAGACGGCACAUUUCAGGCCUGCUGCGCUAAAGUAUAUAACACUUUACCUGAGGACAUUAGAUCAUGCACUAAUUAUUUUAGCUUUAUAAAAUUAGCUAAGGCUUAUUUUAGCAACAGAAAGACUCUGAAUUGUAUAUAUAUUUGUAUAUAAUUGUAUAUAUAUAUUUGUAGUUAAAGCAGUAGUUAGUUUUAUUGUAAUUAGCGUAAGAAGAGCCACUUUGUGGAUUAUGCUAAUAAACCUUUAUUAUUAUUAUUAUUAUUAUUAUAUAUAUAAGCUCUAAAGGCCUGAAAGGUGAAGCGAAAUGGACAAAUUUGAGCCGCCAUCUUGUUUAAGGUUCGAAGGCAACCUUAGUGAAAAUUGGCAGAAGUGGCGCCAAGAACUAGAACUUUAUCUUACUGCUACUGAGAAGGAUGGAAAAUCUGACAAAAUAAAGACAUCAAUACUUCUCACAUGCGUCGGAAAGGAAGGUAGAGAAAUUUUUAAUACGUUUCAGUUCGUCGAAGGAGAGGAAAUGAAAUUCAAAGUCGUAGUACAAAUGUUUCAAGAUUACUGUAGUCCAAGAAAUAAUAUUACAUUUAUGCGCCACAAAUUUUUACAUGUAAGCAGAAAGAUGGUCAAUCUUUUGAUGAGUUCGUUACUGAGCUAAAAAAGCGUAGUGCUGAGUGUGAGUUUGAAGCACUUCGUGAAAGCCUCAUCUGUGACAUUAUAAUAUGUGGAAUUGAUGACAACCGUCUUCGUGAACGUCUUCUUAGAGAGCCAGAAUUAACACUGCAGAAAACUAUACAAAUUGGACAUGCUGCUGAGGAGACGAAGAGACAUGUAAAAGAGCUCCAGAAAGAAGUCGAUGGCAAGAAUUCUGUUGACACUGUUUGUAGAAAGAAGUUAGCAAGAGAUGAAAAGAAAAACUCUGGCAAAGAAUCAGUUGGUUACGAUAAGUCCCUAAUUAAAAAUUGUAAGUUUUGCUCUUAUUCUCAUAAACGAGGAAACUGUAUUGCCUAUGGGAAAAAAUGCAUGAAAUGUUCUACGUUUAAUCAUUUUGCAAGAUGCUGUCCAGAAAAAAACAAGUCUGUCAAAAACGUUAAUUGUGACUCCAGUGAUUCUGAUGAUACACCCGAUGACACAUUUUUUGUUGGAAGUGUUAAUGUUGACACUACUGAGACUCAGACUAACCCUGUCAUAAGUGGAGAAGAAAGAAACUCAACCACUAAGACAAAUGAGUCAAAUGAAUUUACAAUUUUUACUGUUGGUUCCGAGUCUGAGAUUGAGUCUGAGUGGACAGUUGACAUGGACACUAAUGGUAGUAAUGUCAGAUACAAGUUAGAUACUGGUGCCCAAGUUAAUGUCUUACCAAAAUCUCAGUAUAAUACAGUAGAACCCCGCUAACUCGAACUCCCAAGGGGAACGAAAAAUUGUUCGAGUUAGCAAGGGUUCGAGUUAACCGGAGUUCGUGUCAGAUUUUGUUUAUUAUGUUAAUAAUUAAUAAGGUACAAAAGUUUUAUUAUACUGUUCAUCUAAAUUACAAAAAGUUUAAUUGUGCAUUCCUAUAACUAAAGUUCUUUAGUCAGUAUCUUUUUAACUUGGGUGAUGGAGGAGGCGUGCAAGUUCCAUGCAAACUAAAGUUCUUUGGACAGGAAAAAUAUGUAGAGAUUUACAAAAGGAACUAAAAAAAUUAGAUCAAUAACAAUCGUCGCAACUAUGUCUAUGUGUAUAAUCUUUUAAAAUUUAUGAUCAUUUAUACACCGAUUAAAUUGUUGUUAUUUGAAUAAAAAUCCAAGUUACCGGUUGUCAAAAUGCUAUGUUCUGACAUUUUAAGGUUUGCCGAUCCACGACUCGAAAACAAAGUUCGAGUUAACAGGAUAAAUUUGACCAAGGGAAAACAAAAUGUGUUCGAAUUAGCGAGGAGUUCGAGUUAAGCGAGUUCGAGUUAAGCGGAGUAAAUUACUAUAAAAAACAGUGUCAGAUCCAAGGGGAAUUGGAUUUACUUCGAGUUGGCGAGGAGUUCGAGUUAAGCGAGUUCGAGUUAGCGGGGGACUACUGUAGGUUGAUACGAAAGCCAAAAUUAAAGAAUACGAAAGUGAAGUUAACUGCUUAUAAUGGAACUAAUAUUCCUGUUGUUGGAAAGUGUAUUGUUCGAGUUGCCCAUAAAAAGAAUCGUGAUGUACCUGCUCUGUUUAUUGCCACAGAAACGACUUCACCACCAAUAUUGGGUCUUUCUAUAUGUGGGAACUUAAACUUAGUUAAACGUGUGAUGGUAGUAAAACCAAAGGAGGAACAAUUGCCCAUGCAGCUUCAUCUCUGAAUUUGAAUGUUGCUUUGGAGAACUUGGUACUCUGCCCAAAGUCCACAAGAUAGUUAUUGACCCUAGUGUUCUGCCAGUUAUUCACCCUCCACGACGUGUUCCUAUAACUAAUAUUCCUGUUGUUGGAAAGUGUAUUGUUCGAGUUGCCCAUAAAAAGAAUCGUGAUGUACCUGCUCUGUUUAUUGCCACAGAAACGACUUCACCACCAAUAUUGGGUCUUUCUAUAUGUGGGAACUUAAACUUAGUUAAACGUGUGAUGGUAGUAAAACCAAAGGAGGAACAAUUGCCCAUGCAGCUUCAUCUCUGAAUUUGAAUGUUGCUUUGGAGAACUUGGUACUCUGCCCAAAGUCCACAAGAUAGUUAUUGACCCUAGUGUUCUGCCAGUUAUUCACCCUCCACGACGUGUUCCUAUAACUAAUAUUCCUGUUGUUGGAAAGUGUAUUGUUCGAGUUGCCCAUAAAAAGAAUCGUGAUGUACCUGCUCUGUUUAUUGCCACAGAAACGACUUCACCACCAAUAUUGGGUCUUUCUAUAUGUGGGAACUUAAACUUAGUUAAACGUGUGAUGGUAGUAAAACCAAAGGAGGAACAAUUGCCCAUGCAGCUUCAUCUCUGAAUUUGAAUGUUGCUUUGGAGAACUUGGUACUCUGCCCAAAGUCCACAAGAUAGUUAUUGACCCUAGUGUUCUGCCAGUUAUUCACCCUCCACGACGUGUUCCUAUAACUAAUAUUCCUGUUGUUGGAAAGUGUAUUGUUCGAGUUGCCCAUAAAAAGAAUCGUGAUGUACCUGCUCUGUUUAUUGCCACAGAAACGACUUCACCACCAAUAUUGGGUCUUUCUAUAUGUGGGAACUUAAACUUAGUUAAACGUGUGAUGGUAGUAAAACCAAAGGAGGAACAAUUGCCCAUGCAGCUUCAUCUCUGAAUUUGAAUGUUGCUUUGGAGAACUUGGUACUCUGCCCAAAGUCCACAAGAUAGUUAUUGACCCUAGUGUUCCGCCAGUUAUUCACCCUCCACGACGUGUUCCUAUAACCAUCCAACCUAAACUUAAGGAAGAACUUGACAGAAUGGAGAAACUUGGGGUCAUAUCCAAAGUCACUGAGCCAACAGAUUGG